Molecule: messenger RNA, 2655 nt
Organism: Tachysurus fulvidraco (yellow catfish)
Lineage: Eukaryota; Metazoa; Chordata; Actinopteri; Siluriformes; Bagridae
Gene: klhl38b
Product: kelch-like family member 38b
Exons: 4
Coding region: 150-1973 (607 amino acids)
Molecular function (GO): protein binding
Source: RefSeq, a predicted model, not a curated record
AUGUACACAGAGCUUCAUGGAAGGAAAGCUUGACAACAAACAACACUGCACUAUCCAUACUAUAAACAUCCAUCUGCUGAUGCUUCAGAUUGCAUCCAAGAUAGAAAGACACCCUGAAAAACACAAGUGAUAGAUUUGGCUGUGUCUGGAUGAGCUUUGCUUCGACUAUAGCAGGUACGAAAGCCCACAGGAUGUGUUACACACUGGCUAAAACCAGUCUAGAUGGUGUGAUAAUGGAGGUCCUACACUAUAAUGACAAAGAGCUGUUGUCCACCUUCCCCUUGCUGCUGAACAACUUGAGGAAGGAGCAGAUCCUCACAGAUGUUGUCCUUUGUUCUGAUGGCAACGAGAUCCCCUGCCACCGCAAUGUCCUGGUGUCCAGCAGCCCCUACUUCCAUGCUAUGUUCUGCAGCAACUUUUGUGAGAGACAACAGACUCGGGUGGAAAUGCAGGGAAUUCCCUAUAAUACCCUGAACAGCAUUGUGGACUAUGUUUACACAGGAGCUAUUAGUAUUACCAUGGAGUCUGUUCUCCCGCUAAUGCAAGCUGCUGCGAUGCUAAAUUAUGAACGGCUUUUCGAAGCCUGCUCAGCCUUCUUGCAGGCCCAGCUCAGGCCAGAUAACUGCUUGAGCAUGAGUCGCCUUUCAGAGAUUCUGCACUGCACCAGUUUGCAUCAGAAAGCUCGAGAAAUGGCUGUGAAAAGCUUCUCUGAUUUUGUGGCUUCUGAGGACUUCUGUGAACUGUCCCUGAAAGAGUUGGUUAGUUACUUAGAAGAUGACCAACUGUGUGCAGAGGAGGAGAAGGUGUUUGAAAUCCUCCUUGCUUGGAUCCAUCAUGACCCAUUUGCCCGCCAAGGUGCUAUCCAUGACCUUUUCCGUCAGGUAAGGCUACGACACAUCCAUCCCGCCUACCUCUUCCAGUUCAUCGCCAGUGACCCAUUAGUGCAGUCAUCCUCCCUUUGUACUGAGAUCAUCGACUCAGUCAGACGUCUCCUCUUUUCUGUUGGGUCCCAUUGUUCAAGCGAACUGCAACCCCUGUGGGCUGCUCCACGGCGUCAUGCCUGUAAAGAAGCUCUAGUGGUUGUAGGUGGGCGUAAAAACAAUGAGCGUACAUCUCGCGAGGCACUGCUAUUCGAUGAACAGACAGAGUGCUGGCAAUGGCUGGCUAAGUUACCUGUACGACUCUACCGUGCCUCUUAUGUCUGCAUGCACAGCAUCCUUUAUGUUCUAGGAGGUCUCACCAUGACUACAGGAGGAGGAGGUGUACCUACCGCCACAGUUUACACUCUCUCCUUAAAAAUGAAUCAGUGGAGAGUUGCAGAGCCCAUGCUGGUACCUCGAUUUGGCCAUCAGAGCAUCUCCUAUCUCCAGUUGAUCUUUGUUUUAGGUGGCAUUACAGGUGACAGACAAAUCUCCAAUGGCAUGGAGAGAUACAAUACCAUGUUCAACCUUUGGGAGUCCAUGGCUCCAAUGCCAGUAGCAGUUCAGCAGCCUGCUGUAGCAGCACACAACCAGAGAAUCUAUGUAUUUGGUGGGGAAGAUGCCAUGCAAAAUCCAGUACGAAUGAUUCAGGUGUACCACAUUGGAAGAAAUAUCUGGUGUAAAAUGGAAAACAGAAUGGUGAAGAAUGUUUCUGCCCCUGCGUCAGUUAUUGAUGGCAAAAUCUACAUUAUUGGAGGCUAUACAAGAAGAAUGCUGGCAUACGACGUUAAAGCAAACAGAUUUAUUAAAUGUAAGAAUAUGAAUGAAAGAAGAAUGCAUCACUCAGCCACCGUUAUCGACAACAAAGUCUGUGUUACUGGGGGCCGAUACAUAAACAGCCAAAAUGAUGUUCAGGAUUCAGACAGCUUUGAUUGCUACGACCCUGAGACAGACACCUGGACAUCAAAAAGACCUUUGCCAUUUAAACUCUUUGACCACGGCUCGGUUCCGAUGGUGUGUAUCUCACACAAGCCUUUUCCGACAUGUGUGUGAUUAUAAUGCUGCUAAAUAUUCAGCACGGUCAUUAGAUCGGUCAUUGACUAAGAAAGCUAUCUCAGUGUCUAUAAAUAACACUUUUGAUGACUAAGAUGCAUGCAAGAAUGUGGUGAAAAUAGGUUGCAGUUAAUGAGUAAUGUGACAUUUAGCAGAUCCAGUCACCUGCUUAACAUAAGGAAGAAUAUUUUGUAGAUGUGCCAUAAAAGAGCUGCAUCAUUUAAGCAUGUAACAACUCACUGUAACAUUUAGCAAGAACUCUUCCUCAAAUUAUAGUUGUAAACGAUUGAGUAAGACACCUUGGCAGUUUUCUGUUCCUCUGAAAUGUACUGUACAGUAAAUAUAGUAUUCAGAUGAGUUAUUCAGUUGAACUACAGCUCUAACGUCCAGCACUUGCUUUAUCCACACACCUUUAUCCAAAAUCAUUCCUACAAUUUUCUAUUCACUGAUUCUUUUAAGAAGUUCCCGUCGUUCCAUUCAACAGUGUGUGCUACUCUCUACUGUAUAUAUCAAAUAUAUCAAAUUUACUACAGCAUCCAUUUUAAAGUUGUAUUUUUUUUGUUCAGCAGUAAUUCUAAUCUUCACAUUUCAUGGACAUGUACUCUUUUUGUUUUUUUGUUUUUUUAAUAUACCAAUUUUAAAAUGUAUCAAAGCCAACUUUAUGUUUCAGAUGUUUGAAAUA